ACCAAGGUCACAACUCCAACACAUUUCGUGAUGACUCUGUUGGAUUAAAACAUCGGAACAUAUAUCCCCGAGCCAGUGGUUUCUCCUAUCAACUCAAACAUCUAAGUGUUAUCUUGUAACGAUGAGUUACUUGGUGCGCGCAAAAGUGGUGCGAUGCCCAAUCUGGGCGAAGAUGAAUACCGAGUAGUGAUAGCUUUGAUCAAUACUUUUGUAGUAUAUUUUUACAUGUCAAUGCAGGCCAAAUACCUUCCUUCUUGCAGCAAAUGCUUAUCGCAUUCUCGAGGCUCGCAACAUCCUUUAUAGCUGUAGCAGCAACCCCACGAUGGCUUCUGAUUUAACCUCAGAUAUUUGCGACGAGAAGAUUUUCCAGCGAAAUCGACUACAAACAAGGUCUUAUUAUAUUCCACCUUCUUCUCUCCUGUUGAACGGCACAUGGGACUUUCAUUAUGCUCCAACACCGAAACACGCACCACUCCCGGCUCAAGCAAAAACACCAGCCCCAGAAUCGGAUGUUAAGGAAGGCUAUAUGAAAGCGCCACCAAUCUCAAAAAAACAAAUCCAGACUCUACCGGAGGAUGAAUUAGAAUGGGAAAUCAUAACAGUUCCGGGUCAUUGGCAACUUCAAGGGCAUGGACGACCUCAAUACACGAAUACAAUUUUUCCAUUCCCGGUUUGUCCUCCUCAUGUUCCAACAGAAAACCCCACAGGAACGUACCGCAGAUCCUUUCACGUUCCGAAAUCAUGGGAUGAAUAUUCACAAUUGCGAUUGAGAUUUGAUGGUGUAGAUAGCGCUUUUCAUGUCUGGGUCAAUGGCCAAUUUGUUGGAUAUUCUCAAGGAUCCAGAAAUGCGGCAGAAUUUGAUGUUUCGACAUUUCUGAAUCGAGCAAGCUCAAAUGAAGUUUGGGUUCGUGUAUAUCAGUGGUGCGAUGGAUCAUAUAUUGAGGAUCAAGAUCAAUGGUGGCUAUCGGGUAUGAUUUAACUCAUUGAGAAGGGGAUAAUCAAACAUAAACUUACAAAUUGUCGUGCCAGGUAUCUUCAGAGAUGUGAAUCUUUUAUCAUUUCCUACAAAUGGAAGGAUAGACGACUAUUUUGUUACACCCAAGCUAGAUGAGAAUUACAAUGAUGCAACUCUGGAAGUUGCUCUGGAUUUGUUUGCCUCCUCUCCUGGUGAUCUGGUUUUGAUGUUACGAGAUAUUUCCAACGGUAAUAAAGUCAUAUCAGCUUGCUCUGGAUCUUUUGAGUCUGGUGCCAGGAAACUGAGCUUGUUCGUAUCACAACCUAAGAAAUGGACUGCUGAAACACCGUUUCUAUACCAGCUUGAAAUUUCAGUCUAUAUGGACGACAAGAUUACCCAUACACUUCAGCAAAAUGUCGGCUUUCGUUCUAUCGAACUUAAAAAUGGUCUUAUAACAGUCAAUGGAAAAGCCAUUUUAUUCAAUGGUGUAAAUCACCACGAUCAUCAUCCAAAUUUCGGACGUGCAGUACCAUUAUCUUUUGUCAAACAAGAUCUACUGUUGAUGAAGCAGCACAAUAUCAAUGCUCUACGCUGCUCGCAUUACCCAUCUCACCCGGGAUUGUAUGAUUUGUGUGAUGAACUCGGUUUGUGGGUGAUUGAUGAAGCAGAUUUAGAGUGCCAUGGAUUCUAUGAUGCCGUAGCAUACCCGGCUGAUAUUCCAGAAUCAAUACCUUACGAAGAGCGCAAGAAGUUGAUCUUUCCACAAGCCGCUAAAUUUACCUCCGAUAACGAGACUUGGCGCGAUGCAUACAUUGACCGAAUAAGCCAACUUAUUCAUCGAGAUAAAAACCACCCGUCGAUCAUCAUAUGGUCUCUCGGAAAUGAGGCAUUUUACGGGCAAAACCAUAAGGCAAUGUACGAUUAUGCAAAGAAGAUUGAUCCGAGUCGAUUGGUCCAUUACGAAGGUGAUACUGAAGCGAAAUCGGCAGAUAUGUACUCCUACAUGUAUCCACCAAUCGACGUUCUAAAAAAGCACGCGAAGACUACUGGUGUAUCCAAUGGUUCUUUUGAUAAGCCUAUUGUGUUAUGUGAAUAUGGUCAUGCCAUGGGUAAUGGUCCUGGAGGCUUAGAAGGUUAUCAGACUGCGUUCCGGAAUUACCCAAGACUCCAGGGUGGAUGGAUUUGGGAAUGGGCGAACCAUGGACUAUGGAAAGAAGAACCGGGUAGAGAAGGCUUCUAUGCAUAUGGCGGUGAUUUUGGCGAUGUCCCGAACGACGAUACAUUUGUCAUGGAUGGCCUGUGCUAUAGUGACCAUACACCAACACCUGGCUUGACAGAACUUAAGAAAGUCAUUGCUCCAAUUCGUGCUUGGGUUAGUGGUAGUGAAAUCGCCAUUUACAAUGGUUAUGAUUUCAUAGGACUAGAUCAUGUCGUCGCUUCAUAUAAAAUUGAGACGUUUGGAAAUGGGUUCGUUAACAUCUAUUGCACCCUGAAAAUUCCAAUUCCUAAUUUUUGAAUGCAGCCCGAAAAUUUUGAAAUCAGGAAAUUUGGCAAUUCCAGAUACUCUCCCUGGAGAAAUGUCUUGCAUGAAAUUGCCCUCUAUUAUUGCUCAGCAAGGGGAGACUAGUGAGAAAUGGUUUACAGUCACAUUCCAGCAAAAAUUUCCCACAGCUUGGGCUGAUGCCGGCCAUGAGCUCGCGUGGAUGCAGCACCAACUCUCAGCUUCUGACAAAAGUUCCAUUCCCCGCGUUCUUUCCACAAACACAUCAUAUUUGGAUGUAGUUGCAUCUAGAACGAAGUACAGGAUUACAGGAUCAGAUUUCUUAUUUGUAUUUGAUGCAGCUCGUGGUAGUUUGUGCCAAUGGAAUUUGACACGUCCAGCGACCUUCAAAACAGGUCAAAUACCAAUAUCCUCAAUUGCACCAGGUUUCUGGCGAGCACCGACGGAUAAUGAUAUGCCAUUUGACUUUCCUUACUAUCAACGAUUCGGUUUAGAUGCGAUGACAUCCCAGCUUCGUUCAUUCAAUGUGGAGCCCUCUAAAGAAGAAGUUACUAUUACCGCUGUGACAUUCAUUUCGCCGCCAAUAUUGAAUUGGGGUUUCGAAGCUACUACUACAUAUCGAAUUUCAUCAACAGGUUCGCUUCAAGUUAAAGUGGACCUUAAACCAACUGGGUCAAUGCCAAAUCACUUACCUAGAGUUGGUUUGGACAUCAAACUCCAUGAUAACUUCGAUAAUGCUCGAUGGUUCGGUAUUGGACCAGGAGAGUCAUAUGUGGAUACAUGCUCUUCACAAAAGCUUGGUAUAUACUCUGCUGAUGUCGAUCAAUUGCACACUCCUUAUGAUGUUCCUCAAGAAAAUGGUAAUAGGAUUAGGACCCGAUGGGUAAAGAUGACCAAUUCUUCUGGAGUUGGAAUUAGAGCAAGUUCAUCUGGAAGCCCAAAAGCUUUCCAGUGGGCAGUUACAAGAUAUUCUCCUACUACAUUGCAGAAAGCAAGACAUCCACGAGAUUUGGUGAAAGACACAGAGGUUCUGUUGAGAUUAGAUGCUUCAGCUGCAGGAGUUGGAUCGGCAGCAUGUGGACCUGGAGUUGAGGAGAAGUUUCAAGUGAAAUGCGAGGAAAUAGGAUUUGAGUUCGUGUUUGAGAGGAUUGGGAUAUGAGCAGCGAUGGCAAAUAGAUGGACAACCAAUUGGAUCAUUAACCUUUUCAUUCCUUCGAUAGCCCGAUCUUAUAAAACUCCCUGCCUGCCUCACUCCACCGCCGGGUCCCCAUUCUUCACUGAUAAACAUACAAAGCCCGCUCAAAAGCAAUCCUUCUCCUUUCUUCCAAUGCCUCGCUAUCAUAUUUCAUAUAUUCCGGUGCUACUGCACUCAUCAUUUGUGAUAAAUUUGCGCUAGCGAUUCGGAGGGAAGCGGUGUCCUUUUUUACCAAGCCUGUUGAAAGAUGGGUGAUUAGAAUUUCUUUUGAGAUAGUGCUUAAGAGACUACACUCUGCUGGACCACAGUCGUCGAGGGUUUUUUGAUUCGCUUUAUAUAAGGAGAGGAAAGAUAGAGUAGUGACAGAGAGGAAAGGGUAGGAAUAAAACGUACCGGCAACCCACAACUUAUCAAAAACAGGUUUCGUAUCAACCAAUAAAGAAAGUUGACCCUCCGUCAUAUCAACUACUUUUGUCAUUGCUUCAAGAAGGCUUUGUGCCUCAGGGCCACUUGGAGUAAAUCCUUGCUGUAGAUUUGUUAACAUUUUGUUUGAACAUCGCUUCUUCAUAACGGGUGAACAGUC
Messenger RNA from Sclerotinia trifoliorum, 4234 nucleotides. The record is from the annotation of a GenBank genome assembly. Lineage: Eukaryota; Fungi; Ascomycota; Leotiomycetes; Helotiales; Sclerotiniaceae.